Molecule: messenger RNA, 1670 nt
Organism: Brassicogethes aeneus
Lineage: Eukaryota; Metazoa; Arthropoda; Insecta; Coleoptera; Nitidulidae
Source: the annotation of a GenBank genome assembly
CGCGUGUAACAUAUAAACCAAACAUUGUAUUUGUAUAUCUGAUAUUGAGUACUUUAGAUAAGAUCACAGGCCAUAAGAUAACCACGCAAUUAUUAAAUAAUAUAAUCAAUUUACAUUAACAUGUUGCUAUUAAAUUAACAAUGAGUUUUGUGCUUGAAUGUUUAAUAGCAGUAGCUAUAAUAGCGAUUUUGUGGUGGUACAUUAAUGUUACUUCUAUUAGAAAUAAAUUAUCAUGGGUUUUCAAAAUACCCGGGGUGCCAUUGUUGGGAAAUGGACUUCAGUUUGUUGGAAGCAACACAGAACACUUCAAUACGAUGUUUAAAUUAUUAAAAAUGAGCAAUGAAAUUAAAUCUGUGCGCUUGGAUUUUAUACAUAAAACUGCCAUAUUAACUGCUGAUCCCAAGUUAAUAGAAUUUACAUUAAGUUCUAAUUCUUUAAAAAUUUUGAAUAAAGGGGAAGUUUAUAGAUUUAUAACACCUUGGUUAGGUACAGGAUUACUGACGUCUGAUGGUAAAAAAUGGAAACCUAGAAGAAAAAUCAUUACACCAACUUUUCAUUUUAAGAUUCUGGAACAAUUUGUGGAUGUAUUUGAAUCAAAGGGAAAAAUAUUCAUAGAUGAAUUAAGCAAGGAAACUAAAAAUAAUGGUUUCGAUGUAUACCCGUAUGUUACCAUGUGUACAUUGGAUAUAAUUUGUGAAAGCGCCAUGGGUGUAUCCAUAAAUGCCCAAAAACAAAAGCACUCUGACUAUGUUACAAGUGUUAAAAAUAUGUGUAGAAUUGUAGUAGAAAGAUCAUUUUCUCCUUUCCAAAUGUUUGAUGCAUUGUUUUAUUUUACAAACAAUUAUAAAACACAGAAAGAAAGUUUAAGUAUUUUACAUACUUAUACAAAUAACGUUAUCAAGCAAAAAAGAAAGGAGCUUGAAGCUUCUGAUAAAAAGUUCAUUGAUAUUGAGGAUGAUUUUGGUGUUAAAAAGAAAAUGGCAUUUUUGGAUUGGUUAUUGCAAACCACCAUAGACAAUAAACCCUUAUCUGAUAAGGAUAUUAGAGAAGAAGUAGACACCUUUAUGUUUGAGGGCCAUGAUACAACAGCUUCGGCCAUUUCAUUUGCAAUGUACUUAUUAGCAAAUAAUCCUAAAGAACAGGCAAAAGUAUACGAAGAAGCUAAAUCAAUGUUUGGUGACGAUAAAGAGAAAUCAGCUACCUUUAAAGAUCUUCAAGAGAUGAAAUAUUUGGAAAAUGUUAUCAAGGAAACUUUACGAUUAUAUCCUUCAGUGCCCAUUUAUUCUAGAUGUCUAACUGAUGAUAUUGAAUACCAGGAGGGUAAAAUUAUUCCUAAAGGUACGCAACUAGGAAUAUUUGCAUUUGGAGUUGGUAGAGAUAAGGAUUACUACAAAGAUCCAGAAAAGUUCAUGCCAUCCAGGUUUGACAGUAUGGAUGGAAAAACACCUUUUUCAUACAUACCGUUUAGUGCUGGGCCUAGAAAUUGCAUAGGUCAAAAAUUUGCCAUGUUGGAAAUGAAAAGCACUCUUUCCAAAUUAAUAAGAAACUAUGAACUUCUGCCAAGUGUACCUGAACACAAACUUAUUUUAGUUCCUGAGACGGUUUUAAAAUCUAAAAAUGGUAUUAAAAUUAGAAUACAAAAUCGAAAAUAAAUAAAAACAUUACAUUUA